Molecule: messenger RNA, 576 nt
Organism: Perkinsus marinus ATCC 50983
Lineage: Eukaryota; Perkinsozoa; Perkinsida; Perkinsidae
Product: gag/pol/env polyprotein, putative
Exons: 1
Coding region: 1-576 (191 amino acids)
Biological process (GO): DNA integration
Molecular function (GO): nucleic acid binding
Source: RefSeq, a predicted model, not a curated record
AUGAAGAGUGACAUCAACAAGUUAUAUCAGAACUGUUUCUCUUGUCGACGAGAACUACUACGCCUGGUACCGCUAGGUGGUCAGAGGUCACACCAACUUUCUAAGAGGUUUGACACCUUGGUUAUAGACUUCUGUGGACCUUUUUCCGACAUCACAGUCGAUGGUAUCAAGUCACCACACAUCAUCAUACUCAUCGACUCCUUCACUACUUGGUUAGAACUCCGUCUAGUCGAAGGUCCCACCGCUCGAGCAGCUGCGAAGUCCGUAACCGAAUGGUCCCUGCGCUUUGGUAGCCCCCUUUAUCUGCUUUCUGAUAGAGGUCUGGCAUUCACAGCCGAGCUCAAGAAACUCGUGAGCCAGGCCUUCUCUAUAGACUCCGUUCCCAGUGGCGGUUAUCAUCCUACACCACAAGGACAAGCUGAGAAGGCUGUCUCCCUCGUCAAGUCAUCUCUAAGGAAACUAUGUGCUCACGGGCCUAUGCAACUUGCGUUGCAAAACCUCCAAUGGAUCUGCCGGUUCCACAAUACAGCGCCUAGAUCCUACGGUGAUGAAGACAUAACUCCAGAAGACCUUUAA